Cantharellus anzutake is the source of this 1153-nucleotide messenger RNA. Its product is annotated as restriction endonuclease type II-like protein. Lineage: Eukaryota; Fungi; Basidiomycota; Agaricomycetes; Cantharellales; Hydnaceae. Gene Ontology annotation, cellular component: nucleus; Holliday junction resolvase complex. The annotation marks the transcript as partial. Gene Ontology annotation, molecular function: 3'-flap endonuclease activity; DNA binding; crossover junction DNA endonuclease activity. The record is from RefSeq and is a predicted model, not a curated record. The transcript has 2 exons. Gene Ontology annotation, biological process: double-strand break repair via break-induced replication; mitotic intra-S DNA damage checkpoint signaling; resolution of meiotic recombination intermediates.
GAGACCAGUAUCAAAGCCUCCCUCGUUUGUCUAUGAUACUUCUUCCGACGCAGUGGAUGUUGAGAAAUUUCUGGAGGGUGAAGCGAGGGCACUCUUAAUAGAAGCUACGCUCCAAUCGCUUUUACGUCGUCCUACAUUUACUACAUCUAUCGAUCCAACUCGCCAGAGAUCUGGUCUACCUGAACGAGACAGAUUUAAGAAAUCUCAGGAUCAAGCUAUAUCAACUUCCUUUCCUUCAUUGCCCCCUCCGCACGGGAUUGAUCCCCUCUUCGCGGGGCCUUCUGGCAGUCAAGUCCCCACAAAUGCGGCGUCGACCAUUGUGCAUUCGUUUGAUAAGACGAGAGCGGCGUCAAUGCCGUCCGCAAUCCCUGGUAGGUCGACUUCCAGGGACAUGACGGCCAUUGACCCAUAUCCUGGUUCAAAUCGCACCUAUUCCGCUCCUAAUCAUUUUCCUCAUACCUCGCUCGAUCCGCCAGGAUCCGCAACGCCCCAAGGCCCAAACUCUAGCAACAGAGGGCGCCGAGCUCCUCGCAUGUCGUCGCACAUACCACCCCCACCAGCUAUUGACCAAUCACUUGAACGCAAUCUUGAUUCUGCGACUGGUGUGGGUGUCGCUCUUGAAGAUAUGCUGGAGGUGUCAAGCAGCCGGGACGUUGCUUUGCCAUUCGAGCCAAUAAUCGUUCCCAAAAAUACCUACACCAUCUGGCUAGUGUUGGACACGCGCGAGAUAAGGGGCAGGCUUUACAACCGAGACUACAUCAGAGCAGAGAUUGAGAAACGUGGCGUUUGUGUCGAGCAAAGAGCACUGGAACUUGGAGACGUCUGCUGGAUCGCCAAGAGGAACGGCUUGGAUGGGCCUAAUAAUGAAGUAGUGCUUGAUUUCAUUCUUGAGAGGAAAAGGGCCAAGGAUCUCGUGGGCAGUAUUAAAGAUGGCAGGUUUCAUGAGCAGAAGUUUCGAUUGAAGGAAUCCGGUAUUGGACACAUCUAUUACCUUGUCGAACAAUAUCGAGAGAAUGUGGAAGAUACCGUUAUGGAUAAGGCAAUAUUUACGGCACUAUCCUCCACCCAGAUCAUAGAUGGGUUCUUUGUGAAAGAAACGAGAGAUUUAUCAGACACAAUUGAGUACCUAGUGGGCCUGCACGAAACAAUUCUC